AAAGAAGAAGAAAAACAGGAAGUAGUGCAAAUGCCAUGUUUGCUAGGUUAGCUUAAUGUUUGCGUGGUUGUAAAAACUUAAAGCAAAAAAAUGUUUCACGUUGCAUAUAAGUAGUUAUUUUGUUUUUUUGCAAAGAACAAGAAAAAUUUAUCUGUCUUUUCUUACAAUGUCAGACAGAAAACGAAAGUCCGAAAAAAAAGGGGAAAGACGAGAUCAUAAGAAACACAAGGACUCUAAACAUGAUUUGGAAACACUCAAGAAACAAACGAAAAAACUCACCCAGGAGGUCCAAAAAUUGAAGCACAUCGAGACUUUCUAUGAAAAGCCCCCUCCAGGAUUUAUUAAGGAACAUGAGGAGAAACCAGAGGACUGUAUUCCUGCAGAACCAGGAAAUGAAGAAGCCAGAAGCUUCCUGGCGCAGGCUCCCACCAGGGGACUGUGGAUGCCUCUUGGUAAAGAGGUUAAGGUGAUGCAGUGCUGGAGAUGCAAGCGCUAUGGUCACCGGACAGGAGAUAAAGAAUGUCCUUUUUUUAUUAAAGGAAACCAGAAGCUGGAGCAGUUUAGAGUGGCACACGAAGACCCCAUGUAUGACCUGAUUCGGGAAAAUAAAAGAAACGAAAAAGAAACCAGGAUCCAGCAGCUACAGCAACUGCUUCAAGACACAACUUCCUCCUCUGACUCAGACAGCUCUUCCUCCUCUUCCUCCUCCUCGUCCCACCACCAACGUAGCAAAAAGAGGAAAAAGAAGGACAAGAAGAAGAAGGACAAGAAAAAGAAGAAGACAAAAAGGAAGCACAAGCAUUCUAAAACCAGUGACUCAUCUGAUUCCGACUAAGAAUUAAGAAUACGUUUGGUUUGUCUGCUCGAACUUUACAGGCUUUAAAUGUGAAAAGAGACUCAAGCAAGUAACUUCAACUAGAACUUCAACCUAUUUAUCCUCUGCUCGUGACUCCUUUGAGCCAAGACGGCAAAUUGCAUCCAUAACCUCUAUUAGAUCAGUCCGCUCGGUCAGAUGGUGAGUUAAAAAAAAGUAUUUCCCGCCUGGAAAUAGGUCUGUAAAAGCAUAUAUGUGGAUGUAAAUGGAGUUUGCUAGUAAGAGAGAUAAUCCGCCAUCACAGUUUCUGAGGAGAUUGUGUGUCAGCAAACACCGUCUAAAGAGAUUUGCUUCCUCUGCAUGCUAGGCUUACCUGUAUUAAAGUGAUUGUAGUGUUUAAAGCACAUCAACUGUAGAGAGUUUAAAUGAAAGACUAGAUUGCAAUUUGAAUGUUUUCCACAUAAAUGCUUAUUUACUAUGGCAUGCCACUGAGAAAUGAGAAUUCAUUUUUUGAAAUUCUGAGAAUAAAAAAAUCUUCCUUUCAGUCAAUGUUAACCAA
Oryzias latipes (Japanese medaka) is the source of this 1373-nucleotide messenger RNA. RefSeq names its product RP9 pre-mRNA splicing factor (gene rp9). Lineage: Eukaryota; Metazoa; Chordata; Actinopteri; Beloniformes; Adrianichthyidae. The record is from RefSeq and is a predicted model, not a curated record. Gene Ontology annotation, biological process: RNA splicing.